This is a messenger RNA of Theobroma umbraticum, 1893 nucleotides long. RefSeq names its product putative E3 ubiquitin-protein ligase XBAT35. Gene Ontology annotation, biological process: protein ubiquitination; cell cycle. The record is from RefSeq and is a predicted model, not a curated record. Gene Ontology annotation, molecular function: ubiquitin protein ligase activity; protein binding. NCBI's taxonomy places the organism in Eukaryota, Viridiplantae, Streptophyta, Magnoliopsida, Malvales, Malvaceae.
CCCCAAAAAAAAAAAGCCCGAUCGCUGAUUGUUGUUUUGUAGGAGCUAAAGCGUAGCUCUAAAAUUCCGUGCCUUUCUAUAGUUCACUUUUUUGCUUGAAAAAAAUUGUGGGUUAUCUUCAUUUUGUUAAAAUCUCGUUGAUGGGUCAGAAACUUGAUACGAUGGGCCAACAGCAAUCCAAAGACGAGUUGCUUUAUCAGGCUGCAAGUGCUGGAAACGUGGAUGCUAUUAAAGCUUUUUGCAGAGAAGGUGCUGCCGUUGAGUGGAUUGACAGAGAUGGAAAGACUCCCCUCAUUGUGGCAUGCAUGAAUCCUGAACUAAUACAUGUGGUCAAAACUCUCAUUGAAAUGGGUGCCAAUGUCAAUGCUUACCGCCCUGGACGUAAUGCAGGGACUCCAUUACAUCAUGCUGCAAAAAGAGGCCUGGAGCAAACUGUUAAGCUGCUUCUUUCUCAUGGCGCAAAUGCUUUAUUGAGGAAUGAUGAUUGUCAUACUCCACUUGAGGUUGCGAGAAUCAAGGGAUGUACAAAUGUUGUCCGUGCAAUUGAGAAUCAUAUUUGCUGUUUCUGUGGAUGGUUGCGGGAGUUUCGUGGUCCAGGCUUUCUUGGUGGAUUUGCUCCUCAGUUGUUAUCAAGAAAAAUCUGGGUUGCCGUUAUCCCUUGUGGUUCUGGUAAUCCUGUGAAACCUCCCAGAUUUGAGCUUGCUAUUUAUUCCACUUUGCAGGAUGCCCAGCCUCACAUAGUGAUUGCUCUUUGGAAGGCCAAAAUUGAAGAGCCCAAAUUUCAUCAAUCAGAUCCAUCACUGGCCAUAGUUGAUCAAACCAAAACUCGAUACAAGCUUUCAUCUGGAAAUGAGGGGGACAAACAGCAGCUUCAAUGGUUAUAUAGUGCAUGCAAAGGAAUUCCUCAGGUAAUCCCUUCUGCAACGGUUCUUGAUGCCCAAAAUUCCAGUGCAGCAACUGCACAUCAGACUGCUGCUGAACCUGCAGAACUGGAUAAUAACCAGAGAUCUGGGGCAAUUCAUGCUAAUGGUUGGGAGAAUUCUGCACAUAUUGAAAGAUAUAAUGGAUGCAGUCCUGCUGUUGGACAGGCACAUUCAGCGUUAAGUAAUACCGGAUGGAUGGAUGGACCAACAAGAAAAGACUACAAUGGCUGGGGUGUGUCCGAUUCUAGGCCAGCUGGCAAGCAAAGUCAUCAGGUCCAAACCCUUGGGGAUCACAGUGGAUGGAUGGAUGGACCAACAAAAAAAGACUACAAUGACUGGGGCGUGGCUGAUUCUAGGCCAACUGGUGAACAAAGUCAUCAUGUCCAAAACCUCGCAGAUCCUUCCCCUCUUGUCCAAACAAGUGCAAUCUAUGUUACCGACUCUUCAGCUCCAUCUGCUCCACCAAUUCCCAAGGAUGCUUUAGAUGAAGAAACGAUUCAUUAUCCUUCAAUUGAUCCCAAUCCAGCUGAUUUGCCUGUGUCAGUGACAACAGGUUAUGGAGCCACUGCAAAUGAUGUUAAAGAACAAGGUGGUUCUUCCUCAUGUAUAAUAUGUUGGGAAGCUCCAAUUGAAGGUGCAUGCAUCCCCUGUGGUCAUAUGGCUGGUUGCAUGUCUUGUUUAAAUGAGAUAAAGGCCAAAAAGGGUCUUUGCCCUGUUUGCCGAGGUAAGAUAGAUCAAGUUAUAAGGCUCUAUGCUGUGUGACGGGCGGAAAUCCAAUAAUGGAUCCGGGAUUAAUGUAUGGCAGAUUGAUAAGUUUUGUGUUACAUUAUCAAGUUUAUUGUAAAUGAAAUUAGACCCUUCUUUCGUUGUACAUAAUUGGAAUAAUCAUAUAUACCAGUAUAUUGAAUUCCGGUCGUGUUUCCCGUUUAACGAUUCUGCCCAUGUACUCAGAAUAGCAUUAUUUAGUAAA